Suncus etruscus (white-toothed pygmy shrew) is the source of this 2442-nucleotide messenger RNA. It is a transcript of the gene TLR10, whose product is annotated as toll like receptor 10. The coding region runs from base 13 to 2442 and encodes 809 amino acids. Gene Ontology annotation, biological process: immune response; inflammatory response; cellular response to bacterial lipopeptide. The record is from RefSeq and is a predicted model, not a curated record. Gene Ontology annotation, cellular component: membrane. The transcript has a single exon. NCBI's taxonomy places the organism in Eukaryota, Metazoa, Chordata, Mammalia, Eulipotyphla, Soricidae. Gene Ontology annotation, molecular function: Toll-like receptor 2 binding; transmembrane signaling receptor activity; lipopeptide binding.
AAAACCCUUGCAAUGACCAUGAGGCAUAUCCAAAGCAUUUCUAUAUUUUGCAGUGUUUUUCUAUCUGUGCCAGGCUGGGCUUGGGAGCUGCCACGGGAAAGGACAUGGACAACUAAUUGCUCUAAUAUGCUUCUGACAACAGUCCCGAAGGACCUGACCUCCACCACAACCACCCUGGACUUAUCCCAUAACCUCCUUGCCCAUCUCCAGAGCUCCAAUUUCCGUUCCAUCUCUCAAUUGCAGGUUUUGAUUCUUUGCCACAACAAAAUCCAACAGCUUGAUGUCAGGGUGUUUGAAUUCAACAAGGAGUUACGCUAUUUGGACUUGUCUCACAACCAACUGAAGAUUGUAAUGUGGUAUCCCUUGGCAAGUCUCAGGCAUUUAGAUCUUUCUUUCAACGACUUCGACACACUGCCUGUCUCUUCGGAGCUGGGAAACAUGUUUCACCUGGAAGUUUUUGGUCUAAGUGGAGCUAAAAUACAAAAAUCAGAUUUCCAGAAAAUUGCCCACUUGCCUUUGCAUACCAUUUUGUUGGGCUUAAGAGCACUUUCUUCCUAUGAGGAAGGCAGCCUGCCCAUCUUAAACUUAACUAAACUUCACAUUACUUUACCGAAGAACACAAAUUUCUGGGUUCUUCUGCGUGAUGGAAUUAAGACUUCAAAAAUCUUGGAAAUUACAAAUAUAGAUGACAAGAGUCAAUUUGCAGGUUAUGAUGCUCAGCAAAACCUUCAUCUAGAGACAUCCAGGACAUCUCUUCUGUUACUUAGUCAUCUUGAUUUACUAUGGGAACACCUAUUCCUCAUCUUCCAGUUUGUCUGGCAUACCUCAGUGGAAUACAUUGAGAUCCAAAAUGUGACUUUUGGAGGGAAUGUGGAUCUCAACCACAGUUCAUUUGACUACUCACAUUCCAUGAUGAGAAGCGUGAAAUUGGAGCAUGUCAAUUUCAGAGUUUUUUCUGUUCCACCGAGUAAAAUCUACUUGCUGUUUACCAAAAUGGAUCUAGAAAAUCUGACGAUCUCAGAUGCACUAAUGCCACAUGUGCUGUUUCCGAUGUACCCUAUGAGAUUCCAGUAUUUAAAUUUUGCUAGUAAUGUCCUCACAGAUGACCUGUUCCAAAAGCCUACGCAGCUGUCUCAUUUGAAAACUCUCAUUCUAAAGAAUAACAAAUUGGAGACCUUUUCCUUAGUGAGUUGCUUCACCAACAACUCAUCCUUGGAAUACUUAGAUCUGAGCCAUAAUCUGCUACAACAUGAAAAUGAUGAAAAUUGCUUGUGGCCCAAAACUUUGACCACCAUGAACCUCUCGUCCAAUAAAUUUGUAGAUUCUGUUUUCAGGUGUGUGCCUAGAAGUAUUCAAAUACUUGACCUGAGUAAUAACAAAAUCCAAGCUGUUCCGAAAGAGAUGGGUCACCUUAAGUCUUUGCGAGAGCUCAAUCUUGCUCUUAAUUUUCUAACCGAUCUUCCUGGAUGUGGUCACUUCAGUAGACUCUCAGUUCUGAAUGUUGAAAUGAACUCAAUACUCAGUCCAACUCUGGGUUUUUUCCUUAGCUGUCAGGAAGUGAAAACUCUAAAGGCGGGAAGAAAUCCAUUCCAUUGUACUUGUGAAUUAAGAGAUUUUAUUCAGCAAGGAAGAAGCCCAGGGAGUGUGAUGGCUGGAUGGUCAGACUCAUACAUCUGUGAAUACCCUUUGGAGCUGAAGGGGAUUCCACUGAGGGAUGCUCCCCUUCCAGAACUAUUCUGUAACAAGGCAUUGCUGAUUGUCACCAUUACAAUUAUCCUGCUAGUUGUGGGUACAGCUGUGGCUUUCUGCUUCUUCCAUUUUGAUCUUCCCUGGUACUUUAGAAUGUUUUAUCAGUGGAUACAGAUGUGGCGUGAGGUUAGGAGGACAAGACAACAAUGGAAGAGAAAACCCCAAUUGCAUGUGUUUGUUUCAUACAGUGAACAUGAUUCUGCCUGGGUGAAGCAUGAAUUGAUUCCUAAUCUAGAAAAAGAACAGGGUUCUGUCUUGAUUUGUCUUCAGGAGGGAAACUUUGACCCUGACCAGAGAAUUCCCGAAUGCAUAAUCAACUGUAUUGAGAAAAGGUACAAAUUCAUUUUUGUGUUGUCUGCUGGCUUUGUUCACAGUGUAUGGAGUCAUUAUGAAUUCUAUUUUGCCCAUCACAAUGUCCUCCAUGAGAGUUCUGGUGUUAUUCUUAUCUUACUGGAACCCAUUCCACUCUACUGUGUUCCUACCAAGUAUAUUAUAUUGAAAUCUCUCCUGGAAAAGAAAGCAUUUUUGGAAUGGCCCAGGGACCGGCACAAAUGUGUACUCUUUUGGGCAAAUCUCAGAGCUGCUAUUAAUGUAAAUUUGUUAGAAACCAGAGAGAUGUAUGAAUUACAGACGUUCACAGAGCUGAAUGAAGAAUCUCAAGGAUCUUUGAUCUCGCUAAUAGCAACAGACUAA